UACGGAAGUCGCUCAGAACUUGUCAACAAGAAAGGCCGACUGACAUGGUGAAGUCUUCCUGAACAAAACCUGCUAAGAUGGCGCCUCUCUGACAUUUUCUUUUUACCCUUUUUUUAGUCUUCAGUUCUUUUUAUAAUUUCCAACUUUUUAGAGGAGAAGCAUUACCACAAUGACAGUCACUUACAACAUCUGUGCCCUCCUGGUUUUCACCAUAAUAGCAUGCAGCCGUUUUGAGUCUGCCCUCGCCUCUGCCCACUGUGGGCAUUCCCUUCAAGUCUUAGACAGCAAAGUGGGAGAGAUCAGGAGUUCUGCUUACCACAGCUGGUCCUACCGCUUCGGCUCGACCUAUGACUGCUGGGUCAUCAAGGGUUUGGAAGGAGAACCCGUCGUUCUCAGCUUUUCACAGUUUUCAGCACGCUGUAGGAAGGAAUGGGUGUCUAUUAAAUCGUCAGCUGGCGGUGAGCCGGUUGUCCUUUGUGGCUCCAAGCUGCCACCGCCCAUGGAAUUCCCAGGGGGAAAUAUUACAGUGAUGCACCACUUCCUCCCACAUCUGUUCCCUGUGUCAUCGUUUCUGUUGAGCUAUGCCAGAGAUUCGGGUGAUUGCCCAGAGACGUCUUUUGAAUGCCUGGGGGGGCGUUGCCUUCCCCUGUCCUGGCGCUGUAAUGGCCAGGUGGAGUGUCUUGCUGAAGGUCCUGGCCUCGGCACCGAUGAACGGGACUGCAAUGCAGAUGUGGAAACCCCAGAACCCCCAAAACAUGGCAUCACACUGGCAGAAGAGACAGAAAGGGAAAUGUAUGCAGAGAAAAACUAUGACUCAGAGAGACAUAAGGCCGCAGAUAAAACACAGAGCCCAGAUAGGUCAGCUGAGAUAGAUACUGAGUCUGAUCUGUGGGAUCUGCUGAAGGAGAGGGAGGAGGAGGAGGCCCAGGUGGAUCAAGAGCAGCCACUGACUCAUAAGGAGCUAGCUGUGACACCCACUCCCAUUGAGUGGCCUUGUGGAGGCCUCCUCCAGACCUUUUACGGGACCUUCUCCCCUCCAGCCAUUCGGGGUCCUGCUCUGUACUGUGUCUGGACUCUGGACCCUCAGGAUUCCAGGCCACUCAGACUGGACCUGCAGCAGCUGGUGCUGGGGCCCGGUGAUAGACUCACCAUCUACAACAGAAAGGAAGGCAACGGAGACAUUAUAAAAAUUGUCACCAGCGCCUCCAAUUAUAAAUCAGUACAAGUGGAAUCUCAUACUGGCCUACUGUCGAUGACGUACGAGACACUUCUCGGCUCAGAGGGAAGUGGGUUCAACGCCACAUUCCACGUUGGGAGCUACUGCCCUCCAUGGGAAGGCCGGUGUGGGGGAGCAUCAGGAGGUUGCUUCACCCAGGAGCAACGCUGCGAUGGGAAAUGGGACUGUCCUGAGACGGGGAAAGAUGAGGAGGGAUGCAGAGGCUGCAGUCCGAACCAGUUUGCCUGUGGAGUGGCAGGACAGAGGGCAGUGGCAUCCAGCCACUUCGCUGGCAGGCCGGUGUGUUAUCCAGUCACAGAGAGAUGCAACUACCAGCUGUACUGCGCUGAUGGCAGCGACGAGAGGGACUGCACCGUGUGCCAGCCGGGGACCUUUCAUUGCGACAGUGACAGGUGUGUGUUUGAGAGCUGGCGCUGUGACGGCCAGGUGGACUGUAAGGACGGCACAGACGAGCUCAACUGCACCGUCAUCCUGCCCCGCAAGGUCAUCACCGCGGCAACGGUUGGCAGCCUGGUCUGUGGGCUCCUGCUGGUGAUCGCCAUGGGCUGCACCUGCAAACUGUACUCGCUCAGGACACGGGAAUACAGCCUGUUUGCUCCAAUCAGCCGUCAGGAAGCGGAGCUGAUCCAGCAGCAGGCUCCUCCGUCCUACGGACAGCUGAUUGCCCAGGGCAUCAUCCCCCCAGUGGAGGACUUCCCCACAGAAAACCCCAACGAGACCUCGUCACUUUCUCUGAGGGGAAUUCUCCAGCUCCUCCGUCAGGAUGCCGCCAGCUCCCCACAUCGCAGACGCAGACCCCGAUUUGUCCGCCGGGCUGUUCGCCGCAUGAGGAGGUGGGGUCUAAUCCCCAGACCUCCCUCCAGGCCGACUCAGGCAUCAAGCUCCAGCCAGCAGCAGUCAGACGCCGCUCCCUCCGGUCAGGAACCAGCUCACUCCACUCCCACGAGCUCCUCGUCGGCUGUGGAGGCGGUCAACCGGCCGGUGCCUCAGAAACUUGGCCUGUUGGCUCAGUCAGAGCAGCAUCAGCAGCAUCAGCAGCAGCACCAGCAGCAGGAAGUGUCGUCUCCGCCACCUGUCGCCUCCCCGCCUCCACCUCCGUACGCUCCCCCAGCUCCACCCCCGGCCACCCCACAGUCUCCUCCUGUCACCGUCCCCCCGAGCAGCCCCUCUCUGGCCUCCAUCUUCCACACGCUGGGCCUGAGUAUCUCCCUCUUCAGAGCCUCGCCCUCUUCCUCCUCGACCAACUCCAUGCCCCUCUCCGCCUCCCCUUCUUUCUCCUCGUCCUCUUCAGAUGACGAGGUGCUGCUUAUCCCCCUGUCCGAAGACAACACUUCAGAGGAUGAUGUGCCCAUGCUCACCUGAAUGAUUUCCUCACCCGCCCAGUAACCCACACCACCUCUUCUUUAUCUCCUUUACCUACUAAUAACUGAAACCCAGUCUUUCCACAUUUGUUUGAACUUCAGCACAGGAGUGGCCCACAGCGAGACUCACCCUCACUGUGCAAGUCUGGUGCCUUUUUGAAAUUGCUUUGAUUUGGAUUUGUUGACUUAUGGAAUCAAGUAUUUGACCAUUUCUAGAGACUUCCUAAAGAAAGUACACGGUUUAGACGAAAAGCAUGGCUGAUGUAUGUUGGAGAGUAAGUGUAGGUGAGUAUUGGUUGUGCACUUAAUUAAUGCUGGGCUGCACAUUGAAGGUAAACUUUUGCACAGAAGAAUCUUCCCUAUCCAGAUACUGAGGCAGGCUACUGUCAGAUUGAAUGAUUAGAGUUUUUAUGAUGGAAACUAUUGUGUUUGUAUGACUGCAACUGUGUGAAUGCAUUUGCAUUUUAGUCUUACAUAGACAGUGGAGUAUGUUUGUAGACGUGGAUUGUCCCGACAUACUCCUGCCACUUGCAUCCAGUCUCAUGUUAUAUCACAGAUAUUAUAGAAAAAAUAAUUUCCCCUAUUUAAGUGCCUUUUGAGGAGUUUUCUGUAGAUUGCUGGAGGUGAUUGAGAUGAUUCCUGAGAUUCCCACACUGCACACGUAACACACAGAGGCACGUUUCCCUUACAUCACAGCACGCAUCCACACGUCAGUGACUGUACUAUAAAACAUGAAAAGAGAUGCAUGUCUACUCUGCAAGCUGGCAAUAACUCUUUGGGUCCCCUGUUUUAGUGCACAAUAAUUGCAACAUAACCGCGUGUUUAAGUACACACACGUGUACACUUCCUAAGUGAAUGUAUGUAAUCUACAAAAAGCAAAUGUGUCAAAAGACAAUCUCUUUGGUGCCUGAUUUUAGGAUGUGUAUGUGUGUGUGUAUGUGUAUGUGUGUGUGUCUGAACAGGAAGAUGAGGUGCCCUAGUGGUGAAAGGGGCCCCGAAAUUACAAAAUAACCUCAACUUGAAUCUUCAGCCCUUGAGGGGAAGUGAUCGCAUUCUGUCACGUUUUGACACAACAGACUCGUGGUGUGCCAUUUGUAUUGUUGUACAUUUUAUGGUGUUUUUAUUUCAGCAAGUUACUUAUCCUUUUUCUCUUCAGUUGUUUUUUUUGUUUUUGCUUUGUUGAAUGUAUUAGGGUCAAUGUGGAGUAGCCAGAAGUUUUAAAUUUUGCAGUGUAAUGAGGUAAAUAAGAGAAAAAGUGAUUUUAUGAUUUAUUAGGGUCAACUUCACUGUAUAUAAGUAAAAAUGUGGCUCAGAUUAAACGAUUUGCACUUUUA
Messenger RNA from Seriola dumerili (greater amberjack), 3932 nucleotides. RefSeq names its product LDL receptor related protein 10 (gene lrp10). The record is from RefSeq and is a predicted model, not a curated record. Gene Ontology annotation, molecular function: protein binding. The coding region runs from base 170 to 2599 and encodes 809 amino acids. Gene Ontology annotation, cellular component: plasma membrane. The transcript is spliced from 10 exons. NCBI's taxonomy places the organism in Eukaryota, Metazoa, Chordata, Actinopteri, Carangiformes, Carangidae.